AUGUCAAUGGGUGCCAGAGGCUCAAAGCCUCUCAAUGCUAUCUGCCAGGUGACUUCGAUGCCGGAUAGAGAACACAACUGGACGACUUGUUCACAGCUGGUCCGAGAGGCAACUCGGAGGGAUGCUUGCAUUGUCUUCCUCCCGGAAGCCUUUGACUUCAUUGGCAGUUACAUGGAAGAGACCCUCAGCUUGGCAGAGCCCUUGGAGGGGGAUUAUCUUCAGCGCUAUGUCAGCCUGGCCAGGGAGUGGGCAGUGUGGCUGUCCCUUGGAGGUUUCCACGAGAGGGGCAAAGACUGGGAAAGCACGCAAUGGAUCUACAACUGCCACCUUCUUGUGGAUCCCAAAGGGUGUGUUGUGGCUACUUAUCGGAAGAUCCACCUGUUUGAUGUGGAGCUGGAAGGGAGGGUCUCUCUGAAGGAAAGCACCUUUACCAACCCCGGCUCAGAGAUAGUGCCACCUGUGCCCACCCCGGCUGGAAAGGUGGGGCUGGCCAUCUGCUAUGAUCUCCGUUUCCCAGAAAUGUCCCUGGCUCUGGCCCAGGCGGGGGCCGAGAUCCUCACCUACCCAUCAGCCUUCACUGCGACAACCGGUGCUGCCCACUGGGAGGUCCUGCUGCGAACCUGUACCAUAGAGACCCAGUGCUAUGUGGUGGCCGCGGCCCAGACUGGCCAGCACCACCCACGCUGCACCUCCUUCGGCCACAGCAUGGUGGUGGACCCUUGGGGCAGCAUCGUGGCCCAGUGCCAGGAGGGGCCCAGCCUCUGCUAUGCCGAAAUCGACCUGACCUACCUGCAUCACCUCCACCAGGAGAUGCCCGUCUUUGCCCACCGCCAGCCUCGCCUCUAUGGCCGGGCAGCUGCUGAAUGGGGCUUUGCGCCCCCUUGA
Molecule: messenger RNA, 885 nt
Organism: Pantherophis guttatus
Lineage: Eukaryota; Metazoa; Chordata; Lepidosauria; Squamata; Colubridae
Product: deaminated glutathione amidase-like
Molecular function (GO): hydrolase activity, acting on carbon-nitrogen (but not peptide) bonds, in linear amides
Source: RefSeq, a predicted model, not a curated record